Drosophila willistoni is the source of this 1641-nucleotide messenger RNA. RefSeq lists its product as uncharacterized. The transcript has a single exon. The coding region runs from base 33 to 1409 and encodes 458 amino acids. NCBI's taxonomy places the organism in Eukaryota, Metazoa, Arthropoda, Insecta, Diptera, Drosophilidae. The record is from RefSeq and is a predicted model, not a curated record.
AUAAAAAUCCAAUUUGUAUUUUGCUUAUAAGGAUGAAGACUAUGAAGUCCACAAGGAAUCGCAGUGUUGCCGCCAAAGUAUUGGGUGCCCCCAGUGAGGAGCAAAUAAUUGGAAUACUUCGCACUUGCGCCAAGUACUUCAAUGAUAAAAAUCAGCUCUUCAAGAAAGUGGUACCCAUACUGGAGAUGAUAAACUUUGUACCCAUAUUUUCCAGCGGCCAGCUGAAUCGACAGGAACUCCAAAGGCUUGUACCCAUAAUAGCCAAGGAAUUGACGCAACUAACUCUCCGGAUGAAUGACAUUUUGCCUUUGUAUCUAUUGUGUCAGUCGUUGAAUGUUAAGACAAUGCCCAGGCUAAAAUCCUGCUUUGUCUUAUCGAGUGGGACUGUGGAGGAAACAAAUCACCUGAUUCUAUUAGGGCUCCUGCUGCCGCAAUUGGAAGUGUUGCGUGUCUUUGCUCCAGUCAAUGGAGAUUUUCCAGUCCUGCGGAAGCUGCGUAGUCUGCAAUUGAACCACGGCAUAAGCAAAGUCGCCCUGUCGCAACUGUUCCGGAAUUCCUUGCAGCUGGAGAAUUUUGUGCUCACAGACGAGACGCUAAAGAUGAAUAAUUGGUAUGUGAAUGUAACUGGGAUUGAGAAGUGCCGAAAGCUAAGAGAAUUGGUUCUACCACUUUACCAUCAGCCAUCGGUAAGCUUAUGCAAAUUGGCCAAUCUCACCAAGCUGUCGCUGCAUCAUCAAAUGCCCUGGACGGGCCAACACUGGUUGUCCAUCAUAACGCCGAUUAUACAUGCCAAAAGACACGAGCUCCAAUGCCUUACCCUGGAUGGGUCUUACCUAACUGUUCCGCUCAAUCUCUUUAACCUGCAGCUCCUCCAGUGCACCGCUCUCUCGAAACUGUGCCUUAGCAACUGCACGUUGGCCGACAGUCUGGUGUCCACUGUACCACUUUCUUGCCAGCAUUUAAGCUUUCGCCGUUGCGUCAUUGGUAAGCUGGAUUGUCAUUUAAAGGCCCACGCUUUAAUGCAACUUCUGGAACUAUUUGAUUGUGAGCUGCUUACAGCAGCCGGUCCCUCCAAUCAUGUCCUGCAAACUGUUCUUUGGCUCCGCAAGCAUCAGCCCACUUUAAAUGCCAUUCAUGUGCUUUAUUCGCAAACCAUCAAUUUGCGUAAAGAAAUGGAAAUGUGGCCUAUCAAUCAUUUGCUAGAAAAUACUCCAUGGAUUCAGAUACAUGAACUUCAACCGCAGGCUACACAACUAUGGCAACAACCUUUGGGUACCAUAACCAUGCAGUUUGGUCACCCUGUAAACUAUAUGCCAGACAUGGAGGAACAGCAAACCGGACAACAUCUGAAUCGUAUAACUGCUGCUGAUAUAAUCAAGGAUAUAGACAAAUCAAUGAUUGGUCACUAGUAAUAAAUAUUGUACAUUUGUAUACAUCCUAAUAAUAAUAUGAUAUUCAUUUUUUAAGUCAGUUAAUAGUAACAGUAUGUGUUCUAUAUAAUCGUCAUUAAGAACUCGCAUUUAAUUUUCAAUGUGGAUUGACCAACUAAAUAUUGUCAAGUAUAAAAUACUAAUUUAAAAUGAAGUUAAGAUGCGAUGCCGUAGCAAAUCUCAAUUAGCAUCUAUCUUUAUUAAAUUACUA